AUUUAAAAAUUACACUCCAAUGUUAUCGGUAUAACUAAGCUGGAGGUUAUGGAUCCCCCUCGUGUUAUCAAAACUCAUCUUCCCAUCCAGCUUGUGCCUCGUUCUUUCUGGGAUGCUGGUUGCAAGUUUAGAAGGUUAUACAGUACAUAUGGCCCGUAAUCCGAAAGGCACUGUGGUUUCAUAUUAUCAUUUUGACCGAAUGAAUCUUCACCAGCUAGAGCCUGGCCCUUGGCCACAAUAUCUGGAGAAGUUCAUGUCAGGGCAAUUGGGUUGGGGAUCCUGGUAUGACCACGUUAAAGGAUACUGGAGGGAAAGGCAUAACAAGAAAAUCCUUUACAUAUUCUAUGAAGACAUGAAAGUGGACCCUGUGAAGCUGGUGACUGGAAGAAUCACUUCAGUGCAGAAGAGGAUGCUGCAUUUGAGGAACAUGAUCUCAAAAUAA
Molecule: messenger RNA, 442 nt
Organism: Sinocyclocheilus grahami
Lineage: Eukaryota; Metazoa; Chordata; Actinopteri; Cypriniformes; Cyprinidae
Gene: sult1st5
Product: sulfotransferase family 1, cytosolic sulfotransferase 5
Exons: 5
Coding region: 113-442 (109 amino acids)
Molecular function (GO): sulfotransferase activity
Source: RefSeq, a predicted model, not a curated record